AUGGGGCCGGCACGGCCGGGCAAAAGCAGGCGCGGCCCGGCUGUGCGCCGGCGGCCAGGGCUAGCAGGCCGCGCGGCAGCCAGGCGAGCGGAUGGCGCGGCCGGCAGGAGCGAAAGGCGCACGGGCGCAGGGGGCUGCGGGCGGCGACGAGAGCGGCAGCGGGCGUUGGGCGGCGCGGGGCUGCAGCAGCAGCCGUGCAGCAGCGGCAGGAAGGGGAGGCCAGGGGCGCGACGCGGGCGCGGCGGAAUGGCGGGCGAGCAGCACAGCGGCAGAGGAGGCGGGCAGACGCGGGCGAACGACACGGGCGGCGGCUACGCGGGGGAGGGGGGGCUGUGGGCGUGCGAGCUCGCACGCAGCCACGGGCGCGAGGCAACCAUCGGCGCGGGCCGCGCGGCGGGGCGCCGCGAGCGCGCGCGCGGGGCAGAGGAGAAGUGGGAGGGAGGUGCGGGAGGUGCUCACAGCGGUGCAGGGAUCGGGGUAAUGGUGCUCGUGGUGGGGGACGGGGACGACGGCGUCGACGUAGACGGGGAGGAAGACCGGCGAUGGCGGCCUCCGGCGAGGUAG
Aegilops tauschii subsp. strangulata is the source of this 564-nucleotide messenger RNA. The record is from RefSeq and is a predicted model, not a curated record. NCBI's taxonomy places the organism in Eukaryota, Viridiplantae, Streptophyta, Magnoliopsida, Poales, Poaceae.